AAUGAGUGAUUUACUUAAAUAAACUCUUAAGGCUUAACAAAAAUAGAAACCACCUGUUCCAAAGAAAUAGAUGCAGAGUAUUAUAAUAUAAAUAUUGAAAGAUGAAGAUGAAGAUGAAGGUGAUGACAAAGAUGAGGAAUAAGAUUAAUUUGAUGUAGAUUUUAAGUAAAUCGAAUGAUUAAAUAAUUUGUAGCAAGAAUUCAAUUCCAGUAAAAUUACAAGGAUCUAAACCAUAACCAAUAAAAGCAGAUCAUAAUUUAACUCAUUGUAAAAUUAUAUAUAUAUAUAUGAUAAGCCCAUCAUUAAAAUCCUUAAUAAGCAAAAAUAACUAAAAAGAUACAUGAUUAUUCUCCUUAAAAGUGGAAUGAUUUUUAUGAUGAGAUGAUAUUCCAUCCAAAUGUAAGAAAGUAGAAAUAAAAUAGGGAACACCAAUAUACAUUGCUGGAAAAAAUAAAGCACCUAUAUUUUUAUGUUUACAUGGAGCUGGACAUUCUGCAAUGUCAUUCGCGAAUUUAGCUAAUGAAGUAAAAUAAUAUGCUACAUUGAUUUCAUUUGAUUUCAGAGGACGUAAAAAUACUAACUAAAAUAUUAGAUGGUCAAUCAAAAAUUGAAUUAGAGAAUCCAAAUCUAAGUGUUUAAUAAUUAUUGGAUGAUGUAAUUGAAAUAUUCGAUUAUGUGACUACAUAAUGGCCAAAACAAACAGUGAUAAUAGUUGGUCACUCUAUGGGUGGAGCUAUUGCAGCAAAAUCUGCAAAUUUAUUAAUCACAUCAUAAAAGGCAGAUAAAGUUUAAGGUAUUUUGGAUUAAUAUAGAUACAAUUAGGUUUGAUUGUUAUAGAUGUAGUUGAAGGAAGUGCAAUUGAAGCAUUACCAUUUAUGGAACAGAUUGUUAAUAAUAGGCCUAAACAUUUUAAAUCCUAUGAGUAAGCAAUUUAAUGGAGUUUGAAUACAUCAACAUUAAUGACUUUAUCAUCAGCCAGAGUGUCAAUACCUGCAUAAUUAAAAGAAGUCUAAGAUUAGAAUGGGAAUUUAAUUAGUUUAGAUUGGAAGGUUGAUUUAUUGAAGACUUCACCUUAUUGGAUGGGUUGGUUUGAAGGAUUAACAGAUUCGUUCCUGUAAAUAAGAAUACCUAAAAUUUUAAUGUUGGCUGAGAAAGAGAGAUUAGACAAAGAUCUUACUGUGGCUUAAAUGCAAGGAAAGUUUAGAUUGAUUGUGUUGUAGAAUACUGGUCAUAGCAUUUAAGAAGAUGAUCCUAAAAGCACUGCUUAUAAUUUCCAUGAUUUUAUAUUAAAAUUUAGAAUCCCAACUACUGUAGAGGAAGUUGAUAAACUUAAAUAAGUAGGAAUUGGAAAGUUUCAUCCCACCAUUGGGAAUUAUGAAUAUUAAUAGAAAUAUUAUUGA
Molecule: messenger RNA, 1400 nt
Organism: Paramecium pentaurelia
Lineage: Eukaryota; Ciliophora; Oligohymenophorea; Peniculida; Parameciidae
Source: the annotation of a GenBank genome assembly